Molecule: messenger RNA, 920 nt
Organism: Mytilinidion resinicola
Lineage: Eukaryota; Fungi; Ascomycota; Dothideomycetes; Mytilinidiales; Mytilinidiaceae
Exons: 2
Coding region: 151-849 (232 amino acids)
Source: RefSeq, a predicted model, not a curated record
GCAUCUUCCACCUAAUUCUAGUGUGCCUCCUGCCUGAUAGGCAGCUGAGGACUUAUUCUUCGCAAGCACACUCGUGGCCCCGCAAGCCAUUCAAUCAGCCAACCACAGGAACAUGGCCUCCAGGUGCAAAACUCAUGUCCAUACCGUUUGAUGCGUGCCUGGGUCCCUUCAAGACAUGCAAACAAGCAUGUCGAAAGCGCUCGUUACGACCACAGGCAGCACCAAAAGUUGUUUUCGACGGUUCACGUACAGGCUGGAACCGAGCCGCCCUUGGAUACAUAUAAAGCCUCUUUCCUUGCUCAUUAUUCUCACUGUGCUAAAAGCUUCCUUUACUGCGUUGAUCCUGUCGUCACUACAACCCUGCCAUUCAUGCCUCCUCUUACUCCUUUGAUAGGAAUAAUAGCUUGGAUUCCUUUCUACUAUAUUAAAGUAGAAGCCACAAAUCAGCCAAACUACGGUCGCUAUCCACCAAAUAUUCCCCCUCCCAAAAUGGGUUUCGAUCCAAACAAUUACUCCCAGAUAUAUAUCCUAGCUGUUGGUCAACCGGGAUAUGCGGACGACCCCUGCUUGGACGAGCCCUGCUUCAUCGUAAGCCCUGAGUACAGUUCUGACCGGCUGUGCGCGACCGUUACGGACCUAGAACGCUUUGUGCCUGAAAUACGUGAAAUAGGCAAGAAGGUGUUGAAAGACUAUUGGAAAUGGAGGGCGGUGGAUCUUGAGGGGCAUCCUCUGCCCGAAUAUCAAAGUUAUUACGAUACCUAUUUGUAUGUAGAACCGACGUUGUACAAUCCGCUGAGUGGUGAUCUUACAAGGGAGGGACUGUACCGGAUGGUCAAAAGGUUGGACUAAAAUAUGCAAAUGGCGUGGAAAGGACGGUUUUGGUACUUAUCGGCUUAAUGAUUAUUUCCUUGUGUCCCUCG